AUGGGUUUCCGGGGAAACAACGUUCUGCACAAAAAUCAUUUCCGGAAGGAUUGGCAACGUCGGGUUAAGACUUGGUUUGACCAGCCUGGUGCCAAGAAGAGAAGACGUAAUGCCCGACAGGCAAAAGCUGCUGCUGCUGGUGUGAGACCUACCUCUCUCCUCCGGCCCGCCGUCAGAUGCCAGACAGUUCGCUACAACCGACGAAUUCGCUCUGGCCGUGGUUUCACAUCUGCCGAGCUUGCCGCCGCGGGCAUCCGCCGGAAGGAAGCCCUAUCGAUCGGUAUUCCCUACGAUCACCGCCGCCGCAACAAAAGUGAAGAGGGCGUGUCAGUCAACGUCGAGCGACUCAAAGCUUACAAGGAACGACUGAUCAUCUUCCCCAAGAAUGCUAAGAAGCCCGGCAAGGGCGACUCUACGGAUCUCUCGGCCCCAACCACCCAAGACGUUUCAGGACCGCUGCCCUUGCCUUCUGGUACGAAGCCCGAAGCUCCUCGUGUCAUCACGCCCGAAGAACUUCAAUUCAAUGCGUUCCGAGCUCUUCGCCAAGCUCGUGCUGCCCAGCGGCAAGCUGGUGUGUGGAAAGCACGCAAACAGAAAAAGGAGGAGGAAGACGCUGCCAAGAAGAAAUAA
Molecule: messenger RNA, 630 nt
Organism: Puccinia triticina
Lineage: Eukaryota; Fungi; Basidiomycota; Pucciniomycetes; Pucciniales; Pucciniaceae
Exons: 4
Coding region: 1-630 (209 amino acids)
Biological process (GO): translation
Cellular component (GO): cytosolic large ribosomal subunit; ribosome
Molecular function (GO): RNA binding; structural constituent of ribosome
Source: RefSeq, a predicted model, not a curated record